Metarhizium album ARSEF 1941 is the source of this 951-nucleotide messenger RNA. RefSeq names its product isoflavone reductase family protein. NCBI's taxonomy places the organism in Eukaryota, Fungi, Ascomycota, Sordariomycetes, Hypocreales, Clavicipitaceae. The coding region runs from base 1 to 951 and encodes 316 amino acids. The record is from RefSeq and is a predicted model, not a curated record. The transcript has 3 exons.
AUGAUGCGCAUUGCCGUCGCAGGUGGAGGCGGACUGGGAUACCUGCUGGCGCUGCAGCUUUCACAGGCAGCCAACGCUUACAAUGUUGUCGUUUUGUCAAGAUCGGCAAGACCCGAAUUCGGCCAGCUCGACGUCCAACUCCAUGUUGUCGACUACAGUGAUCACGACAAGCUGACUUUUGCUCUUCAAGGCGUGGACCUGGCUAUAUCGACCAUAUCAGGGACGGAGCAGCUCAGCCUCAUCAACGCCGCAGGUCGUGCUCGCGUGCGCGUCUUCGUGCCAUCAGAAUUCGAGGGCAGCUUGAGCCGGCGGCCUUCGCACAACGACCCCCUGGACCGUGGGUCGGCCCAGGCAAUUGCCCUGCUGAAACACUGGGAGAGCGUGUCCCGUAUGAGGUAUACCGUCUUUGCGUGUGGCAUCUUCAUGGAGCGGUUUCACCCCUACGGGCUGGGCUACCUCAACAUUGGAUACGGCAGUGGUGUUUCGGCGGUGGGAGACUAUCUCCUCGACAUCAACCACGCAACGGCAGAAUACGCGGCCGAAGACUCCAAAGGCCACACAGUCCGGGUGUGCCUGACCUCGGUCUACGACGUGGUGCGGUUCAUAGUAGCAGCCAUAGACUUGGGGCCUCGACACUGGCCACACGAAUUCACUAUGCGGGGGGAUAGAAUGUCUGUUCGAGAUGUUGUCGGGACGUGCAGCCGCGUGAGGAACGUCGCCUUUGAUCAUCACUUGCGGAAAAGCUCCGAGCUCCUGUCGUACUUGACUUACUUUGUGCAGGCCGGGGACGGUGACAAAGUGGCCUAUUACCAGCGCCUCAUUGCCACGACGAACGGACGCUAUGAUUUCUCGCGGGCCUCGCUCAACGAUGCGCUGGAAAAGAGUGGCCAGGGGGACGUACAGCCCAUGACCCUGCUACGGUGGCUAACAAACGUCUGGCAGUCGUUAUGA